This is a messenger RNA of Polychytrium aggregatum, 1093 nucleotides long. RefSeq lists its product as uncharacterized. The transcript has a single exon. The record is from RefSeq and is a predicted model, not a curated record. Bases 190 to 999 code for a protein of 269 amino acids. Lineage: Eukaryota; Fungi; Chytridiomycota; Chytridiomycetes; Polychytriales.
CUGCUUUCUAUCGCUUUCGUCAUCACGCAUUCGUCAUCACAGCUGCCGUUUCAGCCGCCAUCGCAUCACUCCCACUGCUUCCGCACUCGCCUGCUCUCCCGACGACUCUGCCGAUCGAUCAGCUGCGCUCCAGCGCCGUCCCCUUCCAUCCGCCACCCGCUCGGUCCUAGUUCGCCUGAAUCGCCCGCCAUGGAUCCCGCCUUUCAGUCUGAUGUCGAGGCCGACCUCAACUCCUCCUUCAAGGCUGCGGCCCUGGCCCUGACCACGCUCUACAAAGACUCGCUCAAGCACAGCAAAAACUCUUACAACCAGGGCUACUCGCAGUGUCUCCGGGACAUUAUGACGUUUGCAUCGCAGCAAAGCCACCGCCUUCCAAACACCAACACCCACGUCAUCAACGUCGCCGAUCUCGUGGCCUUCAUGACGGCUAGGGACAGCGAGCUGCAGAGCUUGCAUCAGGGCUCUCCUUCGCAGCGCCGCUCGCACCCCGCCCCUCACGUCUCUGGUAACUCGGCCGACACCCUUCCGCCCUCCAGCCUUAGCGCCCCCGUGCCGCCAUCCCAGCCGGCGGCCCAGUCAAUGCCGACCCCCAGCCCGCCGAAACCGUCGCCCGUGGAGCACCACCCUAAUACUUUUUGCCCGCCGUCAACUUCGUUCACCUUCACCAGCACUGUAACGGCCGUCGAUCCCUCCAUCCCAGGCAUCCCACUUAUCCCAAUGACCCAGGCCAUCUUCCAUCCGCCGACACCACCCGUGGGCUCGACCGAAUCCAGCACACAAUCUGUUCUGGGCCACAACCAGAUGAUGGAGCAUGCCAUGGACGAUGGCCAUUCGGACACAGGAUAUCCGCACCAUGGUGAACUCAAACGGCGCUGGAACCCAGAGUUUACUGCCUUUGGCCGCUCGCUGGGCCUGGAUGAGCAAGCAUACAAGACACUCAUUGGAGAUCCGUCACCCAAGCGUCAAAAAUGGCGACGGGACGACCGCAUGUCAGACUGAAUCCGCUUCGGCGCCCGGAAACACCCAGGACGCAUGCGUGGAUCUCAUCCCGCACGCAUGCUCCGAUUCGUUUGGGGGAUGAGCGCAUCAACGA